GUUGUAUUGUUUUCGCGCGACAUUGUGUUGACUUUGCCCUUUGAAGAAUGUUUCCCUUCAAAACCAGUGCGUCUGAAUUUGAGACCACGGACCGUGGGCAGUACAAGGUCCUUGAUGACCCAACCGACGAUGACCUUGGAAGAACGCCGCUGAAGGAGCUGGGACACCUGAGGAAGCGUCUGCGGUUCUACCAAGUCGGCUUUUACACGGUUCUCGCCUUCCAAGCCCUGGCCGUUGUCUACUGGGCUUUCCUGGGCCAUGCCGACUCACACUCCUCCGUCACGUAUCGCGAACUAGAAUGGAGCGGUUUGCUUGGAGAGGACUGGAACGGCCUUGUUCCUAACGGUGUUGGCCAGCCGCUGAAGCCGGUUUAUUUUGGUCCGGACCAUCCCUACUACAUGCCCGAGGAUAUUUUCGACGAUUUCGACAAGUCCAUGGCCAUGAUUGACAAGUGGAAAUCGAUGCAUAACGGCUCCAGCGUGCUUGUCGACAAAGACGCGCCUCGUGUCAAGAGAAUCAAGCCGGAUGGUGAUGUAGCCGAGAUGGAGCCGUUCUGGCCGUGGGAGCCUCGCGCCGAUGGCAAGCAGAUCUAUGCCAUCCGCGGGUUUCACCAGAUGCACUGCAUAUUUGUCAUCUCGGAAGAGUUCACCUUCCAUUACAACAGGGUCAACGAGACCAAGUGGACAGCCGGGCACGUGGCGCAUUGCAUCAACACGGUCCGCGACGCCAUCAUGUGCAUGGCGGACUCCCAGCCGUUGUCCUUUGCGAACGGCUACAAGGUCGGGCACGCGACGGACGACCAGGCCAUGAUGUGCCGCGACUGGAAAGCGUUGCACGCCUGGGUCAGCGACCCGAGCCGGGGCGUGCGGGUGAAGAAUGACGCGCCGCCGGGGAGCAAGUCGGACAAGAUCGUGCCCAUCAUUCCGUACCCAGAGCUGACGGAGGCGGAACUCAAGGGCGAUGCGUGAGGGUUGGGCGGCACAGAAGACGAUGCUCUAAUGUAUAUCAGUGGAAUUCAACUCGAGCAUGCAGCGCUUUCGUAGACUUUGAACAUCCGUCAGCAUUUCACAUAUUGUAUGCUUUGUAGAGUUUUGCACAAGACUAAAUGUUAUACUUG
This is a messenger RNA of Colletotrichum destructivum, 1117 nucleotides long. Its product is annotated as Putative mycotoxin biosynthesis protein UstYa. The record is from RefSeq and is a predicted model, not a curated record. Lineage: Eukaryota; Fungi; Ascomycota; Sordariomycetes; Glomerellales; Glomerellaceae. The coding region runs from base 48 to 968 and encodes 306 amino acids. The transcript is spliced from 4 exons. Gene Ontology annotation, biological process: mycotoxin biosynthetic process.